Messenger RNA from Trichomonas vaginalis G3, 459 nucleotides. Its product is annotated as iron-sulfur transferase protein. The transcript has a single exon. Gene Ontology annotation, biological process: intracellular iron ion homeostasis; iron-sulfur cluster assembly. Bases 1 to 459 code for a protein of 152 amino acids. Gene Ontology annotation, molecular function: 2 iron, 2 sulfur cluster binding; ferrous iron binding. NCBI's taxonomy places the organism in Eukaryota, Parabasalia, Trichomonadida, Trichomonadidae. Gene Ontology annotation, cellular component: mitochondrial matrix; cytoplasm. The record is from RefSeq and is a predicted model, not a curated record.
AUGCUCGCUGCAGUUUCCCGCUCCUCCGCUCUCAACAUGAUGAAGCCACUCGGCAUCAUGUUCUAUCACGAAAAUGUUAACAAGCACUUCAAGAAUCCACAGAAUACAGGCUCUCUUGACAUGAAGGCACCAGAUGUCGGCACUGGCAUUGUCGGAGCUCCAGCUUGUGGUGAUGCUCUCAAGCUUCAGGUCAAGAUCAAUGACAAGGGUGUUAUCGAAGACGUCAAGUUCCGUGCUUUCGGCUGCCCAGCAGCUGUUGCAUCAUCCUCCCUUGCUACAACAAUGAUCAAGGGCAAGACUGUCGAAGAGGCUCUCGCCAUCAAGAACACAGCCAUCGCCAAAGAACUCAAUUUACCACCUGUUAAGCAGCAUUGCUCAAUGCUUGCUCAGGAUGCCAUCAAGGCAGCCAUUAACAGCUGGCGUAAGAAACAGGCUGCCAAGAAGGCUGCUGCUAAAUAA